AUGAUAGACCAAGCGGCAAGGAUCAAAGCCCUCGAUGUGUCGGUAGUUAACAAGAUUGCUGCGGGUGAAAUCAUAAUAGCACCGGUCAAUGCGUUGAAGGAAAUGAUGGAAAAUUCGAUAGACGCUGGAGCGACUAAUGUUGACAUUUUGGUGAGAGAAGGUGGUAUUAAACUUUUACAAGUAACUGACAAUGGAUGUGGUAUUAAUAAACAAGAUUUGGAUAUUCUGUGCGAGCGAUUCACCACGUCAAAACUUUCGUCUUUUGAAGAUCUAAGAUCCAUUCAGACCUAUGGGUUUCGCGGAGAGGCUUUGGCCAGUUUGUCGCACAUUUCCCGUGUGUCUGUCACGACGAAAACCAGGGAUAGUCCAUGUGCUUGGAAAGCCAACUACGUUGAGGGGAAACUAGCGGGCAAAAUCCAACCGUGCGCUGGUAAAGAUGGUACCACGAUUCAAGUACAGGACUUGUUCUAUAAUAUGCAAUCGAGACUGCGAUCCCUGAGGUCUGGAAGUGAAGAGCUGGCUAAAAUAGUCGAAUGCGUCGGUCGAUAUGCCAUCCAUACGAGGGGAGUCGGCUUUUCUUGCAAGAAAUUCGGCGAUCCACAAUUUGCCCUUAUAGUCAGUCCAGAACUCGAAGCGAAAGAGCGAAUUAGAGCCAUUUAUGGGGGCAGUAUAGCGUCCAACUUGAUAGAAUUGAAAGUGCCGAAUUUGGAAGAAUUUGGUGUGACGGCUUUGGGUCAAGUCAGUAACCUGAAUUUCAACAACAAAAAGUCCUACUCUUUCAUUUUCUUCAUUAACAACAGACUUGUCACUUGUGAGCCACUUCGGCGAUCCUUAGCCCAAGUCUAUUCCACUUAUUUACCCAAAACCAGCCGACCUUACGUCUACUUGUCUUUGAAUAUAAGGCCCGAUUUAGUUGAUGUCAAUGUCCAUCCAACAAAGCGCGAGGUUCGAUUUUUGCAUGACGAGGAAAUCAUCAACCAUAUUGCAAACUCGCUGCAAGAGACGCUGUCCAGCGUAGACACAUCUCGCGCUUUCAGAACAACUUCCAUAUACACGGAAAAACCUAGUAACACAGCGAUGGAUAAGGGUAUCCCUCCUGCAUCAUCUUUCCACAAACCUCCAAUGACUCUCGCUGGUGACAGGGCAAAAGUACGAGAAAAUAAGCUUGUCCGCAUUGAUGCAUCGCAAGCGAAAAUAACCAGUUAUCUGCCCUCAGUUGAAAAUGGAAUAGACUUUUCGCAAUCUCAAAGAGCCUGUCAGUCGAAAAAGAGGCAUAUAGAAGCCGUUGAUGAGGAAGACAGCGCUUCAGAUCUGAAAAGUGGCAUAACGAGUUCGUCUCAAUUUGGAAAUAUCCCUUCGACAUACCAGCACACUGGCAGGACUCGCACUGUUGUUAAUCUUCUGAGUAUUAAACAACUACGGAAAAGGGUUGAUGAUAAUACGGAUAGAGAGUUGACAAGCGUUUUCGCAAAUUUGACGUACAUUGGCCUCGUUGACGCGCAAAGAAGACUGGCCUCAAUUCAAUUUGACUUGAAACUUCUAUUGGUGGACUAUGGUUCUCUGUGCUAUCAUUUGUUUUAUCAAAUUGGAUUAUCGGAUUUUGCAAACUUCGGGAGGAUAACUAUUUGCAGCGAUGAGAAUUCUGAAGGUCUAAAAAUCUAUGACCUCUUGAGUGUCAUGCCCGACAUCCAAGAGGAUGCAAAGCUUAGGAGCUUAAAAAAUUUGUGGGAGAUGCGAGAGAUGCUUGGCGAGUACUUCUGUAUUGAAAUAUCAAACGGCGAUGAUGAUUUGAAGAACUGUACAAUUGAAACUCUGCCACUGCUUCUCAAAGAUUAUGACCCACCGCUAUCUAAGCUAUCAAUUUUUUUGUACAAAGUUGCCAUGAAAACGGACUGGUCCAAUGAAAUAUGCUGUCUUGACGAUGUUUUGAGACAGAUUGCUCUUUUCUACAUUCCAGAAGUCAUCGAAUUUAUAGAAACUGCUAAUGAUGACAAAGACGUCGAUCUGCAAGCGACGUAUGCUUCCAAAAUUGAGCGAAUAUCGCAGUGCUUAGAGCAUGUCAUUUUCCCGUGCAUCAAGAAACGUCUCUUAGCAUCAAAAGACCUCAAAUAUGACGUUGCUGAAAUCGCCAAUCUACCCGGACUUUAUCGCGUUUUCGAAAGAUGUUGA
Molecule: messenger RNA, 2169 nt
Organism: Lachancea mirantina
Lineage: Eukaryota; Fungi; Ascomycota; Saccharomycetes; Saccharomycetales; Saccharomycetaceae
Source: the annotation of a GenBank genome assembly